AUGGAUGAGCACUUCAGGUUGUUGAACUCGACGACCAACCGCUCUUCCCUAUCAGACCUGGAUCGCGUCAUUACUCUCGGCGACGGUUCUUUUGUUCAAGAGCCCAUGCUAAACGAGGAUUAUGAGGGCUUUCUCUCCUCGGCUGUCUGUUCAGGUGGUUUAUACGAUGCGGCCAUGAACUCGGUCCAACCUUCAGAUAUUGCCAGCCUACAGUUUACAUCUGCAGGCACAACCGGCGCGGCAAAAGCGUCAAUGCUAACACACAUUAACAUCCUCAACAACGCACGCUUCGUGGGCGAAAACCUCCAACUGUCACCAGAAGACAUAAUCUGCUGUCCCCCACCUCUAUUCCACUGCUUCGGCCUAGUAAUGGGAUUUCUGGCGUCCCUGAUCCACGGCUGCACAAUUGUCUUCCCCUCCGACCACUUCGACGCGAAGCUCGUGCUGGACUCCAUUGUCUCUGAAAAGUGCACAACUAUCUACGGUGUACCAACAAUGUUCAUCGCCGAGCUCGAGGCCAAUCAAACCCAGAAAUACGCAAUCAACACACUACGCAAAGGCCUAGCCGCAGGCUCCACAGUUCCACUAGCCCUAAUGACCAAACUGAAAGAGCAGAUGGGCAUUGAGACAGUGUUAAUCGCGUACGGCAUGACGGAGACGAGUCCUGUGACGUUUAUGUCGACCUUUGAGGAUCCCGUCGAGAUGCGGGUUGCGACUGUUGGUCGGGUCAUGCCCCAUACAGCAGCAAAGGUGGUUGAUAAGAUGGGUCGGGUGCUGGACAUCGGGGAGAGAGGUGAGCUUUGUUCGUCUGGGUAUGCUUUGCAGAAGGGGUACUUGGAUGAUGAGGAAAGGACCAAUGAGGUUAUGAAGAAGGAUGAGAAUGGGGUUGUGUGGAUGCAUACCGGUGAUGAAGGGAUGAUCGAUGACCGUGGAUACUGCCGCAUCACGGGCCGGAUCAAAGAUAUUAUUAUUCGUGGUAUGUUUCGUCUUAUAUCCUGGAAUGCGGAAAGCGAGUGA
Penicillium soppii is the source of this 1017-nucleotide messenger RNA. Its product is annotated as long-chain fatty-acid-CoA ligase. The record is from RefSeq and is a predicted model, not a curated record. Gene Ontology annotation, biological process: fatty acid metabolic process. Lineage: Eukaryota; Fungi; Ascomycota; Eurotiomycetes; Eurotiales; Aspergillaceae. The transcript is spliced from 3 exons. Gene Ontology annotation, molecular function: medium-chain fatty acid-CoA ligase activity. The coding region runs from base 1 to 1017 and encodes 338 amino acids.